UUGUCCUCAGCCAGCAGUUCAACCCACACAACUGGAGAAGGACCGCGGCUCCUUCUUGGGGAGGAAAAAAAAAACGGGGUGAUAUAGCUGACUGCAUUAAAAAGAAACAAAACAAAAAGGAAAGCCCUUGAGAUUGACUGCAACUUUGAGGAGACGGUCGACCUACAUUCACAACUGGAGGACUGAAAACAUCUUUUUUCCUCAAGCAAAAUGAGCUGGAGCUUCCUUACACGCCUGCUAGAUGAGAUUUCAAAUCACUCCACCUUUGUGGGCAAAAUCUGGCUCACCAUCCUCAUCGUCUUUAGGAUUGUGCUGACGGCAGUUGGAGGCGAAUCCAUCUAUUACGAUGAACAGAGUAAAUUUGUGUGCAACACACAACAACCUGGUUGUGAGAAUGUCUGCUACGAUGCAUUUGCACCACUUUCGCACAUCCGCUUCUGGGUGUUCCAGGUGAUUAUGAUCACCACGCCCACCAUCAUGUACCUUGGGUUUGCUAUGCACAAAAUUGCUCGCAUGGACGAUGACGACUACAUGCCCCGAACGAGGAAGAGGAUGCCCAUAGUGAGCCGUGGUGCCAACAGGGACUACGAGGAAGCAGAGGAUAAUGGGGAGGAGGAUCCCAUGAUUGUGGAGGAAAUCGAGCCAGAAAAGGAAAAAGAAAAGGAAACUGCAGCAAAGCCGAGCAAAAAGCACGAUGGACGCCGUCGCAUCAAGAGAGAUGGACUGAUGAAAGUCUAUGUUUUUCAGCUGCUAUCACGUGCUAUGUUUGAAGCUUCAUUCCUGUUUGGGCAGUAUAUCCUUUACGGGUUGGAAGUGGCACCAUCGUAUAUAUGCACACGGUCUCCUUGCCCGCACACAGUGGACUGCUUUGUCUCCCGUCCCACUGAGAAAACGAUCUUUCUGCUCAUCAUGUAUGGUGUCAGCAGUCUGUGUCUGCUCUUCACUGUGUUGGAGAUCCUUCAUCUUGGCUUCAGUGGAAUUCGUGACUGCUUUUGCGCCCCAAGGCCUCGGUCUCCAUCCCAUCGACAGCCAGUCACGGCCAGCAAGAGAUCCUCGAUCUGCCACCAGCCCUCGGCACCUCCGGGCUACCACAUAUGCCUGAAGAAGGACCCAUCGGGGAAAAUGAAUUUCAGGGACAACCUGGCAGACUCGGGCCGCGAGUCCCUGGGAGAUGAAGCGUCGUCCCGAGAACUGGAGAGGCUCCGCAGACACUUAAAACUGGCCCAGCAGCACCUGGAUUUGGCAUACCAGAACGAGGAGAGCAGCCCAUCCCGCAGCAGCAGCCCGGAGUCAAACGGCACGGCGGUGGAGCAGAACAGGCUGAACUUUGCCCAGGAGAAGCAGACCAGCACUUGUGAGAAAGGUCUCCGGGCUUAGGCUGUCAAAAGCCAAUCGGUUCAACAGCGGGGGAGGAGGAGGAGGAGGAGCAGGAGCAGUGAGGACAGAAGGGAACUGAGCAGAGCACUCGCACACGAGUUUGAUUUUGUGACUUUGCUUGAGGUGGAUGAAGACGGCCCAAGCCAUCCAGUGUUAUGAUCAGCUGAGCAUCAAGUCAUAGGAAAAUGGUUGUCUCAAACAGCAAUACUGGAGAUGCCGGCCUGCGUGAAGAUCCAAAGUGCAUACGAACUGCCAUCAUGCAACAAGAAUGGUCAAGGUUAACAUGUACUUCUCCCUCAGGGCAGCUAUUCUUUCUUUUUUUAUAUAUAUAAGCAGAUAUUUUUAUUGUGAGACUCUGAGCUUUUAGUCAUUUGUAUGUUUUUUUUUUUUUUUUUUUUCAUCAUCUGUUGAAAAUUCAGCGUGUGAAUCUCAAGUUUGCCUUAUACUUCAACUGAAAGUCUUUUUUUUAUGGAUUUCUCUUGGUUAAUGUAAGGCCAAACCGGUGGUGAAAGUAAAAGAAAAAGAAAAUGUAGAAUUUUGUACUUUGUGUGAGAGAGAUGGGUGACUGUAGGCAUGAACAAAAGGUACUGAGGUUACUGUUUUUAAGUAUAAAGGCUUAACAAGGUAUUAAUUGUUAUACAAGGUCCUCUACGAAGUGUGUUGUUUUGUUUCGUCUGUUCGUUUUCCUUGUAGGUGUUGGCACUGCACCAGUCAACAUUCCCAACUGUUACUUAGAGGCUGUACUGUGAAGCAGGCUUUGUGGCUAGGUUUUCAGUGUCAUAUAGCCGGGGACGUCACCUUGCUAAGUUCAUGGUGAAAGGUUCUCAUUACCUGCUCCAGGCAGGUGUGGUUGGUGAAAAAUAAAACGGGCUUCUCUCACAUUCCUCUGUUAGACCGUGCAGGUCUCCUGGACCCUCAUCCUUUCCUUGCUCUGCAACUCACUGAUACAGAUUCUCAGCAGGAGGAGCUGCAUCAGAUGUUGUACUGCAAUAUGCCUUUUUAUUUUGAAUUUUUAAAUCAAAACCAUCUCAGUCCAGGGCUAGGAUUGCUGUUAGUGAAAUUGCUUUGCAUAAUGCCUGUGUCUUCCAUUUUUCUAAGCGGCAUUAUCAGUAAACGUAAUCCACACAUUCAGAUAUCAUCUGAUAGUUUCCGAGUGGCUGAUCGUUGGCGUGGCAUUACCGCGCGUGAUCUCAGAGGUUAGUUUUUAAGCCCAUCAACCAGUGGCUAACAUUGCUACAUUGAACCUGCUUUGCAGUACACGCCUUGAUGGUAACUGGAACACACUUGAGGUGCCUUUGUCCAAAGGAAUAAAAAAAAAACCUGGGUAAUGCUUGAAGAAAAAAAAAGAAAGAAAAGAAACAACUUUAUUAUGUAUUGUAUGAAAAGUUUGAUACUGUUCUUUAUUAUUCUUUUCUAAUUUUAAGUAUUGUAGUCUGCUCUUGUCACUGUGGCAUAAAUGAAUGACAUUCACUACUGUCUGCUCCUUAGGCCUGGUUUCGUCAGUGGACCGGCGCAUUCCCAAAGGGGUUCGGUACAGUUAGAAGCUCAUGUGCAUCAGUUUUCCAUUCCUUAAUGCCAAGCCGUUUUCUUUUUUCGAUAAAGAACUUGUCUCCUUUGAUCAUAAAAUGUUUACCUUUUCAUCUCAGACCUGUUCAGUCGUCUAUUGGUGGAAGGAUGGAUAAUACUGUGUGCCAUGUUCAAUAUCUGGAAGUGCUGGUUUUCUGUGAGCACUGCUCCAGAAUCUGUACGAUGGUAGGAAUCAAAUAAUUUUAAUGUGAAUUCUGUGCCUUGAGUGCACUCUUAAGAUCCCAUCUUUUGUAUUUUAUAUCAUACCCACAGUGCCAUUAGUACCAACUUAAAUACUGUCAUCUCAUUUAUUUUUGACCAAUGCUUUUUGUACUUUUUUUAUACUUUUUAUAUUGAUAGUACUUUGUGGUUAGUUUUUCGAAAUAAAUUUUUGCAACCGUUUCCAUA
This is a messenger RNA of Cololabis saira (Pacific saury), 3351 nucleotides long. RefSeq names its product gap junction protein gamma 4b (gene gjc4b). Gene Ontology annotation, biological process: cell communication. NCBI's taxonomy places the organism in Eukaryota, Metazoa, Chordata, Actinopteri, Beloniformes, Belonidae. Gene Ontology annotation, cellular component: connexin complex. The transcript has 3 exons. Bases 211 to 1377 code for a protein of 388 amino acids. The record is from RefSeq and is a predicted model, not a curated record.